UGGGCAUCUGCACGCGUGAAAGUGAAGUGAGUGGCGGUGGACUCUCUAAACGAAUGGACUAAACUGAUCUCACGCCCAGACAGCGAAUGCCUGCAUUUCCACACAAGUCCGCCUCUUGACCUGUUGCCUUCUUUGAGGAACCUUAUCUCGCGUAGGCCUACGCCGUGAAUGAUUUCACUUGGUUUGUUACUCUUCUUCCAAUGAUGGAGGGAUUUGUCACUUAUACUUAGAAGUUUAAGAAGACUACAUCCAAGGUUGUUGACUUGCCUGCCAAGACAUAGACUAUUUUACAGUUAAUCCUGAAGAUGUCUGAAAGAACCCAAAGUCCAGCAGCAGACUGCAACGGAAGGUCGUUCGAUGUCAACAGAGCAAUGUAUGCUCAAGCUAUCGGGCAAGAUGGACUGGGAAACGCAUCGCUUCAGUUCCAGCACAUGCUACAAGACCCGGGUCUACUUUUCAACAAAUCUUCUUUCAAUGGAAUCACCCCUCCACCUCCACAGGCUUUCUUUGCGUUCCCUGCCGUUAGUGGUGACUAUAGAGCAUCCGAGGUACAGGCUGGGGACUUUACGCAGCCCAAACAUUGGUACCCUUUCGCUGCUCCGGAGUACACCGGUCAGGUAGCCGGCACUACAACGGCUACCCAGCCUGCAAACCUCAGUCCGCCAAUUGCUGAGACAAGGGAGCAAAUAAAAAUGCCCGAGAUAAAGACUGAAAAAGAGGUAAAUGACGAGUAUGCUACUGAGACAAAGCUGCAAAUUCCACCAUCAGCGACCUCCGUUGCCCACGGCGUCUAUUACUCUGCUCCCUGGAAUCCAUCUUUUUGGCCAGGCCUCUCGCACAUCACCGCGCCCGGCAACACAGCCGCAACUCAAACGAUACAGUCCUCUGCAUCAUCCCCUUCUCUUUCACCAUCUCCGCCUGGAAAUACGUUUUCUACAGCUGGGUUUUAUAGCGGGAGUUCCGCGCAAACUGUUCCAACGACCCAGGCACAGACCACGGCGCGAAGUAGCGGUUCUUCUAGCGGUGGCUGCAGUGACUCGGAGGAAGAGGAGAAUCUAACCACAGAAGAAUUAGAACAGUUUGCUAAAGAACUGAAACACAAGCGCAUCACCUUGGGAUUCACACAAGCAGAUGUUGGAUUGGCAUUGGGUAAUCUUUAUGGUAAAAUGUUCAGCCAGACGACGAUUUGCCGUUUCGAGGCGCUUCAGCUGAGCUUCAAGAACAUGUGCAAGCUCAAGCCACUAUUGCAAAGAUGGCUCAAUGAUGCAGAGACUUCCGAGAACCCUCAAGACAUGUAUAAAAUCGAGCGUGUGUUUGUGGACACCAGAAAGAGGAAGAGGAGGACCAGCCUGGAGGGAACCGUGCGUACUGCCCUGGAGUCAUAUUUUGUGAAAUGCCCCAAGCCCAACACCCAGGAAAUCACCCAUAUCUCAGAUGACCUCGGCCUUGAGCGAGAUGUCGUGCGUGUGUGGUUCUGCAACCGCAGGCAGAAGGGAAAACGGCUGGCCUUGCCUUUCGAUGACGAGUGUGCGGAGAACCAGUACUACGAGCAGAGCCCACCCCCACCUCACAUGGGCCCCAACAUCCACCCGGGUCAGGGGUAUCCGACCAACACCCACCCCUCCACCCCGACCCUGUACAUGCCCCCUCUCCAUCGAGCAGAUGUCUUCAAACAGGCCUUGCAUCCUGGACUGGUGGGUCACCUCCCCAGCUAACUGGAGCUUGCCGUAGCAUUCCCAACCCAGACACCCCCCCCCCCCCCCCCCCCCUCCCUCUCCUUUGAACCGGUACAUCUCCAUCACUGUACCAAAGAGCGUUGGUACAAGUGAUGGAACAUCAGUUGCUCUACACGAAGACUGAUAACCGAUGACUAUGUGGGACACCACCCAUGCAAGCAAAUUAAAUGUGUGCACACUUAGAUUCUUGGCUGGGUGCGCUAAAUGGUUCAGUCUUGUUGGUCACAAGCCUUUCAGCUUGGGGUGUUUUUGUCCUGGUUGCUGGAAAGAGAGGUGUCACUAGUUUCCAGUGUGUGGCCUUUUUGUAGCUGAUGGCAAUUUUGAUGAGCUUUUUUGCUGAAGCUAUUGCACACCAAGAGCUGGAAGUUGGAUUUUUUCCCUUUUUUUUUUUUUUUCAAAUGUUUAUUUUGGUCAAUGUUCAUUUUAUAUGUGUGUUUGACAUUUUUGUGACCGGAAAAGUACUCAACACAAGGUCAGCAUGCAUUUUAAAAUCACUUGGAUGCUUUAAUAAUGAAAUAUGUUCCUCUAUAUGUGAACGCGACAGGUUUUUUUUUAAAAACCCAAAUGAAUUGUAUAUGUGGCUGAAAUGCUGUCCCUUACGGAAUGGCUGUUUUAAAAAAUAUUUUUUUAAAGGGUGAGUGCAUUCACUAGACAGGAGUGUUUUGUGAGGACAUCAAGUAGUGCUCUUCAUUUUGCGUCAUUUCUCCUACCAUUUCAUUUGUUAACGCUGCAUGUAAAACAAAUCUUCACCUUUCAGUUGCUAAUGCUUGUUUUUACCUCCACGGUCGACAUCUUUAGUUUUAUAUCUGUUUAUGCUUGUGUGUGUCUUUUAAUGGCCUCUUAUGUGGAGUAGUCAUGUGCCUUAUGUUUACACCUGCAUUUUCAAAUGAGUCACUUUUCAAGCUGCUGUGUCACUGUUGCUACAUACUGUAAAUGAAAGUCUUGAAUAAUUUAUUGAGACACUAAGCCUUAAGUGUUUCUUUUGGUUGAUGGCGAUAUUGCCCUCUUGUGAAUGUAGCCAUUAAAUACAUCAUCUGGAAUUCCAAUCA
This is a messenger RNA of Sardina pilchardus (European sardine), 2785 nucleotides long. RefSeq names its product POU domain, class 5, transcription factor 3 (gene pou5f3). The transcript is spliced from 5 exons. Bases 306 to 1715 code for a protein of 469 amino acids. The record is from RefSeq and is a predicted model, not a curated record. Gene Ontology annotation, biological process: regulation of transcription by RNA polymerase II. Gene Ontology annotation, molecular function: DNA-binding transcription factor activity, RNA polymerase II-specific; RNA polymerase II cis-regulatory region sequence-specific DNA binding. Lineage: Eukaryota; Metazoa; Chordata; Actinopteri; Clupeiformes; Clupeidae.